GAUACUCGGAGCAGCAGAGAUGAGUGUGAUGUUCCGCUGAAAGCUGCUUAGUCGAGCGUUUGACGCGUCCUUGCGCGACGCGAGCUGUUGGAUGUUAAUUAUCGGCAUGGACCGUAAGUAAAAGCGUCCAGUGGUCAGUAAAUGUCAGUAAUGGAGGUGAGCUCGGGCUGCCCGUCUCCUAAAGAGGAGGGCGAGCUGGAGGACGGGGAAAUCUUCGACGACGAGCCGCAGCGGCAGCGGCAGAACGCGCGGCCUCCGCGCCGCGCCCGCCCCAGGAGAGCGCGUCUACCGGGCCCCGCGCUCAACAGCAGCGCCCCGGGGCCGCUGAGAGCGCUCCACCCGCCCUUCCCCUGCGGCCCCCGGCAGCCGCUCGACGCCGCGCCGCGAUCCGGCUUCUGGGAGCGCAGCCACGGCGCGCUGGGCCGCUUCAGAUACCGCGGAGCGUCAGACUGGACGCGGGGCUGGACCGACGGGCGAUUCACGGAGAAUCACGGCUGCAGGAUCGAGUCGCCCAGCUGGAAACAGAAAGCGGGCGGGCGAUGUCAGGCGCGGCGGCCGGUGAACAGCGCUCCUAAAGCCGAGAGCGUGGACGAGAGCUUCGAGGAUCUGCUGCUGAAGUACAAACAGAUCCAGCUGGAGCUGGAGUGCAUCCGCAAGGAGGAGCGCAUCGCCCUGAAGCAGGAGGAGCAGCCGGCCCCGGCCCCGGCCCUGGCCCCGGAGGAGGAGAAGAGAGCCUUCCAGGCGUUCAACCUCAGGCCGCUCCGACAGAAGCUGCUGACGCCGGCCGAAAGAGACGCCCUCAACAGCAGAAGCGCUCCGGAGACCCCAGACGACGGCGGGCCGGAGAAGAGCAGUCUGGAGCACGCUGUGAAGGACGAGGAGCUGGAGUCAGACCUCAACAUCUCUGCUGUGAGUGACCAGACCCCCGUCGUCCACGCCAAGAGGGAGGACGAGGACGAUCUGUCGGAGCUGCAGCUGCGUCUCUUGGCUCUGCAGUCGGCCAGCAGGAGGUGGCAGCAGAAGGAGCAGCAGGUGCUGCAGGAGAGCAAGGAGAAGAUCACCAAACCCGUCAAAGUGUCUCAGGACAAGAUCGAGUCUCCGUGUGACCGGAGCAAGAUGAGCGGCAGAGCGAACGCGGUGUGCAGGUCGCAGGAGAGGGCGAGAGCCGCCAGAGCCAAGAAACCGGCCCACCUGACCAAGCAGGCCUGGAGGAAGCAGCAGCUGCGCACCUGGAAGCUGCAGCAGCAGAGACAGCAGGAGGAGCAGCGGAGCAAGCAGGAGGAAGAGGAGGAGCGGAGGAAGAGGGAGGACGAGAUACGCAAGAUCAGAGACCUGUCCAAUCAGGACGAGCAGUACAACCGCUUCAUGAAGCUGGUGGGCUCCAAGCAUCGCUCCCGCAGCAAGUCUUCAGACGCCGAGCAGAGGAAGCUGGCCAAGCAGAGUCUGGACACCUCGGGAAACCUCUACCAGUACGAUAACUACGACGAGGUGGCUAUGGACACGGACAGCGAGACCAACUCUCCAGCCCCGUCCCCGACGCACGACGCUCUGCCCGUGUUUCCUCUGGAGUCCACACCUCACAGACAGUGUGUCCUGCAGCAGAUGGAGCUUGUGCGGCUGACCCCUCCUCCUCUGCCUCCGCUGCCGCCCCCCGAUGAAGCGGAGCAGCCGCCGAAGCCACCGUUUGCUGACGAGGAGGAGGAAGAGGAGAUGCUGCUGAGAGAAGAGCUGCUCAAGUCCCUGGCCAACAAACGAGCCGUCAGACCAGAGGAUGCGUCCGGCAGCAGCGGGCCGCCGUCUCCUGCGCUCAGACCCGCGGCUCAGCCCAACACUCGGAGCAACCUCGCGGCCGUCAGCCUCAACACCGUCAUCUCUCACCCUCGAGCGCUCCAGUUCAUCCGGCCGCAGCCGGCGCCCAGAGCCCCGUUCCUGCUGCCUCGACACAAGUCUGUGGUGGUGCGUCUGAACGCGUCUGACGACAGCGACUCUGACGCCGAGAGCUGCAGCCCCGCUCAGAGCGUGUUUGGAGGACUGGAGUCCAUGAUCAAAGAAGCUCGCAGGACAGUAGAGGCAGCCAAACCGAAGCAUUCAGUGUCAGAGAAGGAGAACAACCCAGUGAAGAGUGCAGAAGCAGUUCCUGAUGCCAAGAAGAUGGAGUACCGGCUGCUCCGAGACGACAUGGCCAGUCUGGAGAGGCAGCGGUCAGGCCGGCUGGAGUUGGUGGUGGGCAUCCCGUCUCCCGCGGGCUCGGACUCUGAGCUGGACGUCCUGGGAAGAGCAGCAGAUCUGCAGGAGAGGUUUAAUCAGCACAAGGCGCAGCUGUGUAAAGACGAGGCUCUGCUGAAGCAGCUCCAGCAGCAGGAGGUGAAGAAGAAGGAGUCUCUGAAAGCAGCCGAGGGGAAGGUGAUGCGACUCAAAGAGCAGCUGCUGGCGUCAGAGAAGAUCGUGAGCGCCAACAGAGUCCUGCUGAAGAAGCUGCAGGAGCAGGUUCAGAGAGUCCAGCACCGCGUGAGCGUGAAGAAGCAGCAGUCUGUGAGGCUGGAGAGAGAUCUGGCUCAGGCGCUCAAACGCAGCGCAUCCGCCGCCGUCUACUCCCCGGUGAAGGUUCGGCGCGUGGAUCGUUCGGACGCUCAUUACGCGGAGCUCAUCGCUCAGAAGCAGCGCCUGCAGCAGCUGGAGUCUGAAUACGCUCUGAAGAUCCAGAAGCUGAAGGAGGCGCAGGCGUUACGGCAAGCUGAGCCGCAGCCCUCGCUGCACGACCUGACCCAGGACAAGCUGGCGCUCGGAGAGGACGCGGAGGCCGAGGAGGACGAGCAGAUCCCCGCCGCGCUGACCCCCAGCCACCGCCGCCGCUCCUUCCGAGAGUCCGGCACCUUCACCAAACCCAAGCUGUGCCACCUGGAGACGGCCGCGGCCACACCGGUCAAGCAGGCCAGAGCGUCCAGCGGCGGGGGGCUGCCGGAGCUGCUGCUGGGGCUGAACGCGGAGGACCUGCGGCUGAGGUACCAGCUGUGCGCCGGGCUCCCCGAGCUCCUGCAGGAGGAGACGCUCUCGCUGCGCACCGCCGCUCUCGCCAAGGUCGUGCAGGUGGACUUUGAUCCGAUGGCAGCUCCUCAGAGCCGAACCGAGCCAAAACCAGAACCGUUUGGACCGUAUCACAGCCCUUUACUGGUCUUCAAAUCAUACAGGUUCAGCCCGUAUUACCGGACCAAAGAGAAGCUUUCCCUCCGCUCGGUCACCUACAGCAACGCCAUCGAGCCAAAGAAGUGCUUCUGCCGCUUCGACCUGACCGGCACGUGCAACGACGACGACUGCGCAUGGCUGCACAUGAGGGACUGCAGCCUCAGCGAGAGACAGCUGUUUGAGGAUAUCCUGUCCUACAGCCUGCCUCUGAUUGGCUGCUCGGACUCCAGCAGCAGCGGGGACAUCAGCAGUGCCACAGAGACGUACAUGAAGAAGCUGCUGGGGCCCAACAAGGACCGGAUGGGGACGGACCAGAAGGCCGUGCUGCUCGUGAGCAAAGUCAACGAGAGACUGAGACACAUUCCUCCCUUCACCACCGGUAAACCCCAGAGGAAGCGCAGACCGGAGGCUCAGAGGGGGAAGACGCAGGCUCCGGAGGACGAGGAGCCGAACACUGUGAACCUCUCCGCUCCCGUCCGUCACGCAGACGGCCGCCUCCAGGAGCGCUGGUCCUCGACUGACGUCUGUGUCACGCAGGACGACAAGCGGUACUUCGACAGCGAGACGGACGACAUCAGUAACCUGGAGACCAGCGUGCUGGAGAGCCCCAAACACGUGCAGCUGUGGAUCAAGCUGGCCUUCAAAUACCUCAACCAGAGGGACACCUCUGUGCCGGAGUGUCUGGACGCGGCGCUCAACACGCUGUCCCGUGCGCUGGAGGACAACCGCGAGGACGGCGAGGUGUGGGGCCACUACCUGAGGCUGUUCUCACGCCGCGGCAGCAGAGACGAGCUGCAGGAGAUGUGUGAGAUGGCCGUGGAGCACGCACCGCUCUACCACGUCUGGUGGACCUACCUGAGCGUGGAGAGCGGCUUCGAGGGCAAGGAUUACGUGUGCACUCGUCUGAUCUCUCACCUGCUGGAGGCGACCUCUGACCUCAGGCCAGACGAGCGCUCCUUCCAGCUGCUGGAGGCGCUGCUGUUCAGAGUCCAGCUCGCCGUGUUCACGGGCCGCCAGCACAGCGCUCUCAACACACUCCAGAGUGCGCUGCAGCCGGGCUCUAAGUCGAGUGUGGUGGAUCAUCUGACUGUGGAGCACCGCUGUCUGCUGUGGCUGUCAUAUAUCCACCUGACUGAGUUCAGACGCCUGCCGUCAAGCCUGUACGACCCGGCCAACUCCAACCCCUCCAGGAUGGUGUGCACGGAGCCCUUCCUCAUCCCCUGGAGAGCGGCCCGAGACCUCCACACACCCGCCGACUCCAUCAUCAGCCUGUUCACAGAUGCCGUGUGUCGCUGCAGGGAUGAGCGCUUGUCUUCCAGCGAGCAGAUCCAGGCCUGUUUCCCUCUUCAUUCGAACCUGAUUCGCCUGUACAGGACGCUGGACAGGUGUCAGGAAGCGGCUGCGCUGUGUGAGCGUCUGCUGGAGGUGUGUCCGCUCUACUGCCCCCUGCUGGAGAUCACCGCCUCGGGACACACGGAUCAAGCCGAGGAGCUGUGGAGACGCGCUCACUCUGACAGCGCCGGCAGCGCUCGCGUCUUCCUCCAGCUGAGCAAGAGCCUGCUGUCUCAGGGCAAACACGGAGAUGUGGAAGAGCUCUUCGACAAGUUCAUGCGCUCCUUCUGUGAAUCUGCAGCAGAUCAGCCGAAGUCUCUGGAUGUGUUACGCCAUAUUCUCGGUGUUCCGACUCAAGACUUGCUGAGAGUUACAGCCCUCAGAGACGAUCUUCAGGACGAGAUCAGAGCUCAGCUGCCAUACCUGCAUCUGCUGCACUGUUUCUGGCAGUCUAAUUAUGGCAGUGUGAGAGACGCCAUUGAUGCCUUUGAGAAAGCUUUGGGAACUAUUACAAAGCUGGAGUUGAUUCACACUCUCUGGCUCGACUACCUGUCCUUCGCCAGCAGUAAGAUGUUGUCGCCGCAGCCGAGCGUGCGCGAGCUGAAGAUGUUUACGGGUCUGGUGCACCGCUGUCUGGAGACCGUGCCCAGCAGACUCACCCUGCCCUUCAGCUCCUCACAAUACUGGAGCAGCUUCAGCUUCCACAACGAGGUCAUAUCCUUCUAUUUGGGUUGUUUCCCUCAAUCCCAACAUUCCCUUAUCCUGGAAAGACUUCAGCAUAUCAUGCCAACCAAUACUGAACUGGCCAUAAGGUUGCUGCAGCAAGAAUGGCAGGAUGGCAAUGUUGAACAUUUUAAAUUGCAAAGCAGAAUGUUGUGCAGUAGCAUCCCAGCCUGUCUGGCCAUCUGGAAAAUAGCUAUUGCUGUUGAGAAGGAGCAAAGGCAAAGAGCAGAGGUGCGGCGGCUCUAUCAGCAGGCGCUCCAGAAUCUGCCGCUGUCUGCUGCUCUCUGGAAAGAUUGUUUGCUCUUCGAGGCGGCUGAAGGAGGUAAAACUGACACACUGAAAAAAAUAAUUGACAAGUGCCAAGAGGUGGGAGUGAGUCUAAAUGAGCCGCUAGGGUUAGAGCCGAGCCAGAGCGAGUGACACGAGCAGCACAUUCCCAGAACAAGAGUACAGAGCUCCACACACACACACACACACACACACACACACACGGCUUAGCUUAGACCCGCCGCCACAUCUCAGUAUUACGAGCAGAAAGCCAGCGAAGACACUAUGAGCUCCUCAUAAUCCAGUAUGUGGGCCUCUUUUAUCAUCAUGUACGUAAGUAUGAAUUUGUUGAUGAUGCCUGUUGCUUCCUCGUUGUUUUUGAUUUGCGUGUUCCGCUUCUACACUAACACUUUUAAUUUGAUUUUGAUUUUUCUUGAACGUCGCGUCAUAGUUGUUGACGGACUGUGACCGGUUUUUAAGGUGGCUUGCUUCCUUCCUCUAAAUAUACUUCAGUUUGUUUUGUUUCUCAUGGUGUCUCGACCAUGUCUCGCGAAGAACGACAUUAACUCCGCUCGAGAGUUUAAGGGCUCAGAACCAAGGUUUUUUGGUUUUUGUUUUUUUCUUUUUUUUCCUGCUCCCCCUCCAACCAUGGAUUGAAUGGCUGUUGUUGGAAGUAUUGUGUUUGGCUCACCGGUGUCAGAGUAUUGAUGGAAACAGACUGCCAAACCUCGCCGACACUCACCAUGUCUGUAGUCAUGGACUGCGCCAAAAGACAUCAUUAAACUGUUCAUGUAAUAUUGUUUUUUCAUCAGUUACAAAAGAAAUCCAUGUGUGUAUGUGUUGUGUGUGUGUGUGUGUGUGUGUGUGUGUAUAUGCACACACACACACGCAUGUAGAUUAACGUAUUCUGCAGGAAUGAUAAUCUUGCACCUGUUUUUGCUUUCAAUUUAUAAUUGAACAAUGUUUCUAUUAAAUUAUUUUGUACAGAAA
This is a messenger RNA of Onychostoma macrolepis, 6495 nucleotides long. It is a transcript of the gene zfc3h1, whose product is annotated as zinc finger C3H1 domain-containing protein. The record is from RefSeq and is a predicted model, not a curated record. Gene Ontology annotation, biological process: RNA processing. The transcript has 35 exons. NCBI's taxonomy places the organism in Eukaryota, Metazoa, Chordata, Actinopteri, Cypriniformes, Cyprinidae. Gene Ontology annotation, cellular component: nucleus; exosome (RNase complex). The coding region runs from base 142 to 5658 and encodes 1838 amino acids. Gene Ontology annotation, molecular function: protein binding.